CAUUGACCCCUCCCGCCCGCCGUAGACCGGGCUUCCUUUCUAAGAUGGCGGCGUCCAGCGGGAGGAGCGGCCGGAGGCUGUGGGCCGCGCUGGUGCCCGCCGCCCUGCUGUGCCUGGCGGCCCGGGCCGCGGAGGAACCGAGCACGGCCGAGUUCGACGUGCGGCCCGGCGGGGAGGUUCACUCCUUCUCCCGGAGCCUGGGGGAUUACACCUGCACCUUCACAUACUCAGCUCAGGGAGGAACGAACGAGCAAUGGCAGAUGAACAUUGGAGUCAGCGAAGACAACCUGCUCUUCUCCUGCUCUGUCUGGAGGCCCCAAGGGAAGUCUUACCUCUUCUUUACCCAGUUUAAAGCUGAAGUGAAAGGAGCCAAGAUAGAGUAUGCCAUGGCUUAUUCUCAAGCUGCAGUGGGUGGACAAAGCGACGUCCCCUUAAAACAGGAAGAAUUUGAAAUCACCGAAACAACAGUGUCUCACAGGGAAGGCAAGUUCCGUUUUGAACUGUCCAAACUCAUGAUUGUAGCAAAAACACCCCGUGACGAGCUGUGACCCCCGAGGCCGGUGUUGGGCAGGGUGUUUUGGCUGGAAGAGCAUGGCAGAUAAAGAGGAUUACUUGUUAACUGUGGGUUUUUUUGGUUGGCCAAACCUUUUAUGUUUUCCAUAUUGAAAUGUGCUAGGGUCCAACACAAGUGGGACUUGGAGGUGUUAAGACAGAUGCAUUCUGUCUUGUGUCAGAGUAACAAUGUGCUUUGCAGCUGGAAACCUCCUCUGAGACUCCUGAUCUGCAGCCAGCCAUUCUGUCGCCCGCUUUCUGCUUGGUUGAUCUGCUGAAUAUGGUAAAGCUCCCCUCGAACGGGGGCUCCUUAUCUCCCUUGCUGGGAAGAGCAAUGCAGAAAGAUAAGUGGCUGGAUUUAAACAGGGCUUGCUAAAUGAAAGUUGUUAGCUCUGUAGUCUCUGGAGGGGAGACAGGAUUUCUCUCUCUGCAAGCCUGCCAGGAGGAAAUAAUUAUAUUGGGGAGGGGGGGGCAGGAAGGAAGGGAUAGAGUUGGCCAAAGCUAUCUGACUCCUUGUGGAGUGCGGCUACCGAAGACCUUCGCUGGGGAGGAUGUUCUGGACCUGCCCUAGCGCGGGUUGGGAUAACUUGGCACGGGGAAGGCAGAGCUGCUUAUUCUGACACAACCCAGGAAUCGAUCCAAGCAACGCUUUCAUGUCUCAGUACAACUGCAGGACUAUUUUCUACGUACAGAAGUGAUUUUCUUCUUACCUAGAGAAAUAACAGUGAGGGAAUGUGGAAUUCCUUUCCUGUGUAAAUACAACACAAAUAAAGAAAUAAAGCAUCAUGC
Messenger RNA from Egretta garzetta (little egret), 1341 nucleotides. RefSeq names its product myeloid derived growth factor (gene MYDGF). The coding region runs from base 45 to 548 and encodes 167 amino acids. The record is from RefSeq and is a predicted model, not a curated record. Gene Ontology annotation, biological process: positive regulation of endothelial cell proliferation; positive regulation of angiogenesis. The transcript has 6 exons. Lineage: Eukaryota; Metazoa; Chordata; Aves; Pelecaniformes; Ardeidae.